Messenger RNA from Hyalella azteca, 3381 nucleotides. RefSeq lists its product as uncharacterized. Lineage: Eukaryota; Metazoa; Arthropoda; Malacostraca; Amphipoda; Hyalellidae. The record is from RefSeq and is a predicted model, not a curated record. The transcript has 7 exons. The coding region runs from base 1 to 1413 and encodes 470 amino acids. Gene Ontology annotation, cellular component: nucleus. Gene Ontology annotation, biological process: regulation of transcription by RNA polymerase II. Gene Ontology annotation, molecular function: RNA polymerase II cis-regulatory region sequence-specific DNA binding; DNA-binding transcription factor activity.
AUGUCCUAUGCAGUUACUGCUGCUUCUACUGCUACUCAUGCUGCCACUCUAGCUUGCGGCCUGCACUCCUCCUUCGUGCGUGUCAGCGGCCUGCACUCCUCCUUCGUGCGUGUCAGCGUCCUGCACUCCUCCUUCGUGCGUGUCAGCGUCCUGCACUCCUCCUUCGUGCGUGUCAGCGGCCUGCACUCCUCUUUCGUGCGUGUCAGCGGCCUGCACUCCUACUUCGUGCGUGUCAGCGUCCUGCUCUCCUACUUCGUGCGUGUCAGCGGCCUGCACUCCUCCUUCGUGCGUGUCAGCGGCCUGCACUCCUCCUUCAGCUCGACACGCACGAUGUUCCAGUGCACGUGGCCGGACUGUCGGGAACUUGCUGAGUCAUGCUCGGCAAUCGAGAGCCACAUCCGCGUUACUCAUUUGGGUCUGAGCGCUCGACGCCGGAGCCGCAGCCUAUCCUCCCUUCACUCGAGUUCAGACUCGGACUCUGAAGACGACCACGAGGAGGACUUCUACUGGACUGAAGUGGAGGUGGCCGUGGCCACUAACGUCGACCCUACCACACUUAACUGCGUCGUUAGUAACCGCCCCCCACAGACAUCAGUCAUCCACCAGGGCUCUGUAAGCCCAGUUCUGGUGACGACUAACAGCCCUUCUCCACUGAGCUACUCAACGGUUAUUUGCUCAGGUCAACAGACAAAUAUUUCUGCUAUGAAGAAUCCAGCAAUCAAAUCUACGAGCAUAAUAACCAUGAGCAAUCCGCUCGUCAAGUACACUUUAGGCUCACCCAAUGGACAGUCUGCUGCAGCGACCACCCUCCUCACCUUCAGAGCAGACUCCGCCAGCCAUGCCAAAGGAAGCACGCCACUGAGAAUCACGUCCCCCGUCUCCCCCUCCCAUCACACAGUCAUCCACCGCACCCCCGCCUCGUCCCCCUUGGGGUCUGGGGGACCAAGAACCAACCUAUCAACCCACCCGUACCUGCAAGGGGGAGGGUGGACGUCCUCUCCCAGAGCCUCACUAAGCAAGUCCCCCAGCGUAGGCCCGUCCACAGUCUCCUCCGUCCUCAAGUUCAGUGGGGGGCAGUACGUGCAGGUAUCAUCGCCCCCCACCCUCAGCCACAUGGACAUGGCCCGACCCCCCCACGAAGACCCUGAGUAUCGUCGCCGCCUCACCGGCAGUUCCCUCUUGUCCAGCUCCUGCGAUGGCGCGUCAUACCUGACGUGCAGCAACGAGGCGCUGGGGGCGGGGGGCGGCAAGGUUCGCGUGACGUCAUCACCCAAGGCGUCCCCAGGGCGAGGCGGCAAGCGGGGCGGCGAGAGCAAGAAAUGUCGUAAAUAUUACGGCAUGGAACAGAAGAACGAAUGGUGCACGCAGUGCAGGUGGAAAAAAGCGUGCAGCCGCUUCGUGAACAGUUCGUAAGCGUGCAGCCGCUUCGUGAACAGUUCGUAAGCGUGCAGCCGCUUCGUGAAAAGUUCGUUGAACAGUUCGUAAGCGUGCAGCCGCUUCGUGACACAGUUCGUAAGCGUGCAGCCGCUUCGUGAACAGUUCGUUGAACAGUUCGUAAGCGUGCAGCCGCUUCGUGACACAGUUCGUAAGCGUGCAGCCGCUUCGUGACACAGUUCGUAAGCGUGCACUUGUUUCGUGAAGAGUUCGUGCGCCUCUGCGAGGAGCCACGUUGAGGUCAUUGAGGGCGAUCUAACUAAUCGAUUGCUUACGUAGCGGGACGCAAUCGACAGUUCCAUCUAAAGUCUAGCUAUGAAGCAUCAAUUACCCACCCAAAAUCCUCGGAUGCUCCACUGAUAAUCAUCUAAUGAUCCAGUGAUAAUCCUACUUUCCACUGAUAAUCCUACAAUAAUCCACUGGUGAAUCACCGAUGAUCCGCUACCCGCCGAUGAUCCGAUGAUAAUCCUCCGAUGAUGUUCAGUAUGGGACCAGAGCAGACGUCGAGAUGCUGAUUGUAAAAAAGAUGCAUACAAAAUAUUUCGAUAUUCUGAGAUGUUCACGAGCGCCCACAUGCAUUACAAUAACCAGCUGCUAGGACCAGCUGUGGGACUAAAGCAUAUAAUCUUCUACACAAAUCAUUGAAGAACCUCCCAAGAUAUGACUACAAGCAGAAAAAGGAUCGUAAAUCAGGAAAUAAUGUAAGUGUCAGCGAAUCGAUAUUAAUAAUUAAAUCAGUUGGUUGUUCUUCCUCAAGAUGUCUUUCGACGAAACUGCGUAAUAUAAAUAAUGUCCUAUUUCAUGAAGCAACCGAAUAAAUCGGCAAAUCGAGCUACAAACGACCGCUGAAUUGAGAUGGAAAUGCAAUGAGUGGUUCUAGCGAUGGAGUGAUACUGGUACCUUGAGGCUUGAUUUGAAAAUGAAUGAAUUUGUUCUGAGAAUGAAAUUCUCUGACGAACACGAAUCUGUAGAGUCGAUUGGGGUAAAUUACAUGUAAAUCAUCCUCUUGUGAUGAAUGAUAUAAAUAAUUGUCAAAUGAUGAUUAAGAAGGAUUGCAAGCAAGGAAUAAAGGUAAUGACCGACCAUUACGUGAAGGCUUCGGACGACGAACUGCGAUGGCUUUGUGUUUUUAUUGUUCUCUUGAUGUGAUGGAAUAACUGCCAGAUUAUUUUGAGUGAUGAAAGAACUUGAUAAUUCUGAGUGGUGAAAUAACUGCCUGCUUAUCUUAGUCAUCCAGCGGUGCAGGCGAAGAGACGAUGAGCGAGUGUGCGGCAGACGAGCGAUGAUGAGGUCGGCGAAAUGGGAACACUGCCUGGAAACUAUGCAUUGCCAAUAUCCUGGAAAUUAUAAUGAAAGUAAGAGUUAGAUUUCCAAACACGUGGAAACAAGAACGCUGACUUGAGCUUACUUCAACGAAAACCCAGAGAAAGUGAAACAAAUUUUAAUAGGAGCAUUCAAAAAGUGGAUUUAUUUAAGAAAAAAAAUUCGUGUCAAGUUAAGGUGCUCGUGAAAUCCAUAAUUAAAUCAUUUAUUUACCGAGUUAUAUUUCUAUGUUUAAUAAUUAUUCUAACAUUCUACGUUUUACUCACGUGAUUUAAGUUGAUAUCGUAAAAGAUUCUAUAUUAUUAGCGACAACAAUAUAGGGCGUGUGAGGCUCGCGUGCAAGAUAUCUUUAAUUAAAACUCACGUGCAUGUGCAACAAGUGUUUCUGGGACCCCUACACUCAGAGAUAUAAGUGAGAUUUGGUCUAAAUAGCCUAUUUUUUGUCACUAUUUGUAUAAUUUGAUAAUAUGACCCAUUAAUCUUUCUGAGUUAUUGCUAAGCGCGAGGAAACAUUUCACGAAUAAUAUUGGACAAACAUAUCAUGAAGCUGCAUCGCUGCAUUGCGUUAUAUGCAAUAGUAAUUUUUAAAUUAAUUUUGAUCCAUUAUAUUACGUUCUAUUUGAA